Molecule: messenger RNA, 3565 nt
Organism: Cynara cardunculus var. scolymus (artichoke)
Lineage: Eukaryota; Viridiplantae; Streptophyta; Magnoliopsida; Asterales; Asteraceae
Product: guanylate-binding protein 3-like
Exons: 14
Coding region: 68-3250 (1060 amino acids)
Molecular function (GO): GTP binding; GTPase activity
Source: RefSeq, a predicted model, not a curated record
AAUGCUUUAAUGUCCUAAAAAACCCACUCUCACAACUCAUCGGCGUUGCUACGAUCCACCGACGGCGAUGAGAUUUUUAGGCAUAGGCUCUUCCGAUGACGCGUCUCCGCAGUCGACGGCGACAGCAUCUUCUUCAGCCCCUAAUUUUUCUUCAUCCACCGCCGUAGCAUCCGGCCCAGCCAGACCUAUCCGCCUUGUUUACUGUGACGAGAAAGGGAAAUUCCAGAUGGAUCCGGAAGCCGUCUCUGUUCUUCAGCUAGUUAAAGAACCCGUAGGCGUGGUCUCAGUCUGCGGCCGCGCUCGCCAGGGCAAGAGUUUCAUCUUGAAUCAGCUUCUUGGAAGGAGUAACGGAUUUCAGGUAGCAUCAACUCAUCGUCCAUGUACAAAAGGACUUUGGUUGUGGAGUACACCUAUAAAGAAAACAGCUCUUGAUGGAACUGAAUACAACCUUUUACUAUUAGAUAGCGAAGGAAUUGAUGCUUACGAUCAAACGGGGACAUACAGCACACAAAUUUUCUCCCUAGCUGUCCUCUUAUCGAGCAUGUUUAUAUACAAUCAGAUGGGAGGUAUUGAUGAGGCUGCACUUGAUCGCCUCUCUCUUGUAACUGAAAUGACUAAGCAUAUACGUGUAAGAGCCUCUGGGGGCAAGACUACAGCUUCUGAGCUUGGACAGUUCUCCCCGAUCUUUGUCUGGCUUUUAAGGGACUUUUACUUGGAUUUAGCUGAGGACAAUAGGAAAAUAACACCUCGUGACUACCUAGAGCUUGCUUUGAGGCCGGUUAAUGGUGGUGUAAGAGAUGUUGCUGCCAAGAAUGAGAUUCGAGAAUCCAUCCGCGCUCUUUUUCCGGAUAGAGACUGCUUUACUCUUGUUAGGCCUUUGAACAAUGAGAAUGAGCUUCAGCGACUUGACCAGAUUCCGUUGGAGAAAAUGAGGCCAGAGUUCAAAUCAGGACUAGAUGCUUUGACAAGGUUUGUAUUUGAGAGGACCAGGCCCAAGCAAGUUGGGGCCACAGUUAUGACUGGACCCAUUUUUGCUCGUAUCACUCAAUCCUUCUUAGAUGCUCUUAAUAACGGUGCAGUGCCUACAAUAACCUCCUCGUGGCAGAGUGUUGAAGAAGCAGAGUGUGAAAGGGCAUAUGAUUCGGCUACUGAACUCUAUGUGUCCAUCUUCGAUCGUACAAAGCCGCCUGAGGAGGCUGCAAUGCGAGAAGCACAUGAAGAGGCUGUUCAAAAGGCGGUGGCCACUUUUAAUGCCAUUGCUGUGGGAACUGGUUCUGCAAGGCAAAAAUAUGAAAAACGGUUUCAUACAUUUUUGAGGAAGGCUUUUGAGGAUUAUAAGAGGAAUGCCUUCAGGGAGGCUUACUUGCAAUGUUCGAAUGCCAUACAGAACAUGGAAAAGGAAUUAAGAAAAACUUGUCAGGCCCCUUCCACAAAAUUAGAUGAUGUUCUAAAGGUUCUUGAUCGGCUUUUAUCAAAGUAUGAAGCAACUACGCAUGGUCCUGAAAAAUGGCAGAAACUAACUUCAUUCUUACGACAAAGUUUGGAAGGUCCAAUUCUUGAUCUUGUCAAGAAGCAAAUAGACCAUAUUGUUUCAGAGAAGAGUUCCCUCCAGCUGAAAUGCCGCUCAAUUGAAGAUAAAAUGGAAUUGCUUAGCAAGCAAUUAGAAGCUAGUGAGAAGUACAAAUCCGAUUACUUAAAGCGCUAUGAGGAUGCCAUCAAUGACAAAAAUAAGCUUUCACAGGAUUAUAUGAGUCGUAUAACAAAUCUUCAGAAAAACUCGAGCUCAUUGGAUGAAAGAUGCUCCGGUUUAUCAAGAACUCUGGAAGCCGCUAAACAGGAAUCCACGGAAUGGAAAAGAAAAUACGAACUUUCAUUAUCUAAGCAAAAAGCUUUAGAAGAUCAGGCUGGCUCAGAAGUAGCAAAUCUCAAGGCGAGAAACAGUGCUGCUGAGGCGAGAUUAGCUGCUGCACAAGAACAAACCAUGUCUGCUCAAGAGGAGGCACAGGAGUGGAAACGUAAAUACGACAUUGCUGUUAGAGAAGCAAAGAGUGCACUCGAGAAAGCUGCUGCUGUGCAAGACCGUUCAAGUAAACAAACACAACAUCGAGAAGAUACUCUUAGAGCUGAAUUCGCUGGUACAUUGGCUGAGAAGGAAGCUGAACUAAAAGAUAGGGCAUCAAAGCUUGAAUACGCGGAGCAGUGUGUGACGACUUUGAGUUUGCAACUAAAGACUGCCGAGUCAAAGAUAACAAAUUACGAUUCAGAAGUAUCUUAUUUGAAAAGUCAGAUCAAGGAGUUGGGAGAAAGGUUGGAAAGUGCAAAUGCCACUGCUCAAUCUUACGAAAGAGAAGCAAAGAUUCUGGAGCAAGAAAAAGUUCAUUUGGAGCAGAAAUAUCGAUCGGAGUUUGACAGGUUUGAGGAAGUCCAGGAAAGAUGUAGAAAUGCCGAAAAGGAAACUAAACGAGCAACUGAGUUGGCCGAUACUGCACGCGCCGAAGCAGUCACUGCUCAGAAAGAAAAAAGCGAGAUCCAACGGUUAGCAGGCGAAAGAUUAACCGAAAUCGCGAGGUCCGAAAGACGUAUAGAGAACCUUGAAAGGCAAACAAAGGACCUAGCUAACGAGUUGGAUAGAUUCCGAGCUGCUGAGAUGGAUGCUGUAUCUAAAGUCACGAUGCUAGAGGCACGGGUCGGAGAAAGGGAGAAAGAGAUUGAAACGCUACUAAAAUCAAACAACGAACAAAGGGCUAGUACCGUACACGUCCUCGAAGGCCUUCUCGAGACCGAGCGGAUAGCUCGGGCUGAAGCUAAUAACCGGGCCGAAGCACUCUCUGUUCAGCUACAAGCCACUCAGGGGAAGCUCGACUUGCUCCAGCAACAAAUGACUACCGUCCGCCUAAACGAAUCUGCACUCGAUGGUAAGCUUAAAACCGCUUCCCAUGGAAAACGUGUUAGAGUCGAAGACACAAUGGGCACGGAUUCGGUUCAAGAAAUGGAUGUUGAAAAUAGAAGAAGAGCAAGCAAGAGGUCUAGGAGCACGACUAGCCCUCAAGAUGGUGGCUCCUUGUUUAAAGGCGAUGAAGAUAACCAGAGUCAACAAACCAGUAGCGAAGAUCAUACGAAAUUCACCAUUUUGAAACUGAAACAAGAGCUCACGAAACACAACUUUGGUGCUGAGCUGCUUCAACUGAAGAACCCGAACAAGAAAGAGCUCGUGGCGCUUUAUGAACGAUGUAUCCUCGAGAAGCCAUGAAUCGGUAAGAUGUUGCUAUUUCGUCUACAGCGAGUAUUAACGGUUAGUGUAGUUUAGUUAUGUGUAGGUGAUAGAAGUGAAGAUGUGAUUAUUGUCGGGUUGGAGUACAAUUAUUGUAUCAUGUUAUUUUGUUGAUGAGGUAUGGGUGGAAUCAAAUUUGGUACAAACUUGCUUUGUGUGUGUAGUAGGGGUUUGUUUUCAGCUACAUGAGCGUUGGGUGUGUUGGCUUGGUUUGUUUUGUUUUGAAGGAUGGAACAUAUUUUGGCUAUUGGCAUGUACAUUAUUACCCUUGAUAAAAGCAUUUGUGCUUUUUUA